Molecule: messenger RNA, 931 nt
Organism: Protopterus annectens (West African lungfish)
Lineage: Eukaryota; Metazoa; Chordata; Ceratodontiformes; Protopteridae
Gene: OSTN
Product: osteocrin
Exons: 5
Coding region: 95-496 (133 amino acids)
Biological process (GO): hormone-mediated signaling pathway
Molecular function (GO): signaling receptor binding
Source: RefSeq, a predicted model, not a curated record
CUAUAAAAGUCUAAGCAUCAAAAAGCAGAAAGUGAGGGCAGAACUUGAAAACUAGAUUUCAUUUCAGCUUUAAGAAUUGCAUCAGGAUUUUGAGAUGCUGGGGUGCCGCUUUGUGUGUGUACAUUGUCUCCUCGGAGUCAUUCUCAUGCACUGCUUAAAUGAAGCAUCCUGCUUGGCAGUGGAAUCACCAGAGUCAUUUGACUCAUACAUGGCUACUGAUACCAUGUCUCAGAUGAUGACACCAAAUGAAAAAUCAGUCAUUGACUACAGAGACAAAUUACUUCUGCUGGAUGAACUUGCAUCUCUGGAAAAUGAUGCAAUUGAGAUGAAGAGGAAAAGGAGCUUUAAUGGGUUUGGAACUCCUAUCGAUAAGAUUUCGGCCAAGUCUCUAGAUAACAAGAACAAACAGAGAAAAGUAGUAGAUCUUCCCAAGAGACGUUUUGGAGUACCACUAGAUCGGAUUGGUGCAAACCGUUUGUCUAACUCCAGAGGUUGAAAAGGUUGUGCUGUCAUAUAAAGAAUAUUCCACCUUUUGUUAAGCUGUGUGGAAGAUAAGAAGAACAUUAUGGAAAACAUUAGUGGAUCAGUUUAAUGGAUUUUUUUUUGUAAAAUUAUCACUGAAUGUUAAACUCUGUUAACAGUCUUACAUAUUAAUCUGGAACCCUGUUCAGUACAAUGAAAAAAUGUAUAUAAUUUAAAUAUCUAAUUGUCUGUUAUCUUUGAAAAUGAUUUAUUUCACAAUAGGACUUACAUUCCAAUUUCACUCUUAUUAUGAACAGGUCAUCUGCAGUUCAUGUUAAAACAUAAUGCUGUUUUAUAGGUCUGAGCCAGCCUCAGAAAAAACUGGCACAGUGAAGUGACCUUUAUAAUACUACAUAUACAAAUAUUUGUAAUAAGUCAGUCUUUAUUAAACAAAAAUCUAAAAUAUGAA